Haliotis rufescens (red abalone) is the source of this 2608-nucleotide messenger RNA. RefSeq names its product thioredoxin-like protein 4B. Gene Ontology annotation, cellular component: U4/U6 x U5 tri-snRNP complex; U5 snRNP; spliceosomal complex. The record is from RefSeq and is a predicted model, not a curated record. The transcript is spliced from 3 exons. Lineage: Eukaryota; Metazoa; Mollusca; Gastropoda; Lepetellida; Haliotidae. Gene Ontology annotation, biological process: mRNA splicing, via spliceosome. The coding region runs from base 81 to 530 and encodes 149 amino acids.
CACUGUCAAACAUAGCGCGUUUACUCUUUAGCAAGACUGGAGCCCAGUUUCGCGACUUGGGGUCUCACGGUGUUGUCAGGAUGAGUUUUCUGCUCCCUAAACUGAGUACAAAGAAACAGGUCGAUAAUACCAUAAAAGACAUAGAGGAUCUAGUAUUGGUUUUGCGGUUUGGGAGAGAUGAUGAUCAUGGCUGUCUUCAGAUGGAUGAUAUCCUGGCCAAGGCAGCCCCUGAACUGAAGAACAUGGCUGCUAUUUACCUGGUUGAUGUGGAUGCAGUGCCGGUGUAUCAAACCUACUUCGACAUCACUCUCAUCCCUGCAACAGUCUUUUUCUUCAAUGCUCAACACAUGAAAGUUGAUUGGGGGAGUCCUGACAACACCAAGUUCAUUGGCACUUUUAAGAAGAAGCAGCAUUUCAUAGAUGUUGUAGAGACAUUGUUCCGAGGGGCUAUGAAAGGCAAGGUGAUGGUGAGGAGUCCACUUGAUCCCAGUGAUAUCCCAAAAUAUGAUCUCAUCUACAAGGACAUAUGAUGUGUGGAUACAGGAGAUGGCAAGGCUAGAUCUGACUGCAUGGGGAUACAUUCCAAGCAGAAUGCGAGGUCAGGUAGCAGCUGUAACCCUGGUAACCUCGACAUGCAAGAAGUGACCUGAAUAUGACACCUUCUUCUGGCAUGAUGUCCAUGUGUCGGUUUCUAAUGUAAAGUACAAUGAAACGGCCCAAUUGCGCGGAUCGAUGUUCAUCAUGUCAAUCACUGGAUUGUCUGGUCCAGACUCGAUCAUUUAUAGACCGCCGUCAUAUGGCUGGAAUAUUGCUGAGUGCGGCGUUAAACAACAUGAAACUGAAACUGAAACAAUGAAACGGACGAACACUGUAUUGUGACCUGUUGGGGAGUCCAUAGAAGAAUUGUUCCAAAGGGCCUUUUUUGUGCCAUAAGAGCUGACCAAAAGUAGGACUUUGUGGUUACAAUGUGUGACCUGACUGUGGUACAUUGUUCUAGCUAUCAUUCUCUGAUCAAGACUCAAUACUUUACAGGGCACUGUGAUAGAGCGGAAGUACUGCUGAUUACAUAUUUGUUUGUUGUUUAACGCCGCACUCAGCAAUAUUCCAGCCAUAUGGCGGCGGUCUGUAAAUAAUCGAGUCAGAACCAGACAAUCCAGUGAUUAGAAUAGGCCCCCAUCAACAUAUUGCGAGCAACGAUCCACGCAGUUGGGGUACGAGGACACCUGUCACUAACCGACCCAUUAAGCUGCCGCUCUGACGAAUAUCAUGUGUUGCUGGGGCCAGUUCUAACCAGGACUCCCCACGGGGUUGGUUUGUCAGCACCAUACACGCGUUUGUGGAUUUCACCUAAGUGGUAAAAGGUCUUAGAUAUGCAUAACUUUGGGAUUUCCUCCUUUUUAAAUUUCUUUAGCUGACACAUCCUGGUGUAACUGAAAUACUGUUUCUAGCAUUGUUGAACUAAAUCCACAAUAACGCAAUGGUAUCUGACAGAUAGAAAUUUCUUAAAAGUUAACAAGAACUGUCUGACUAUAUCAAGCGGGCCUCUCACAAUGUCAGAGUUCACUUAUGAGUUCACACGUGAUUCAUUCUUACCUAUAAUAUGCGAUUACCUUUGGUUGUAUUCUCGUAAGAAAAAAUAUACCAAAAUGUUUAUAAUAAUCUAUGUGUUCAUUCCAGACAUAUAUAAGAAUAUGCGCGGUAUUUUAAGUAUGUUGGCUCAUGCAGAUGACUGCUAAACUCCCGAAAUAAGGCAAAACGCCUCCGUGGUCUUGAGGGUGUUGUUUAUAUGAGAACAUACAACAAAUCUUUGGCAGAAAAGCUAGAAAACGUAGAACCUGUCCAUUGCCAUAGUUGCCCCUUAACCAAUAUCUACCUCCCAAUGGCCAGGCCACGUUCCACAAAGCGAUUUUAACGCUAAGACGAUCGUAACUCCCAUGCAUACUUACACACAGACUUACGACAACCAUAGCAGGAAGGUAGUAGCAUUGCGGAACUUGGGAUUGCCAAAGUCGGGCAGGGCCAGAGGGUAAUACUAACAACGCCCAGAUCUAUACUCAAGAGACCGACCAUUUAAUAUUACAUGUGGUUGGAUAUAAAAAAAGAGAUUGACGGACACAAAAAUUGCUGUGUUGCAAAAUGUUCUAGCUGUAGCUGAAAGAAAUAUAAUCUCGAUACAAAACACCAUGUCACUAGUUUUGAUUAGGUAAUGUUGUUCAGGCAGUUGAUGAGAAUAUUACCUUCUCGUCAGAGAUUUUGAAAAAUUUAGAUUUCGAACACAUCUUGCUAAUGGCUUUCUGGCAAAUGACUUAUAUUGCAAUCAGUUUAUCCUUCUUAGCAGGGGAACGUCACUGAUCAGUCAUUAAUGAUCUCGCGUGUUGUUGGUGGUAAAACGGCAUCUUCGAUUUCAUUAGACCUGUCUGCAGCCUUUGAUACCGUGGGCCACACUUUUUAUUGACCAACUCCCAACUGACCAACUCAACAAUUCAAACUACUUGGCUUUUCAAAAUAGAAGUCAACCAGGCGUUGCCCAAGAUAUUUGUUUGUUUGUUUGUUUGUUGUUUAACGCCGCACUCAGCAAUAUUCCAGCUAUAUGACGGCCUGUACCUGA